AUGAGUGAUGAAGAGAUCACUUACACAACUGUGAGAUUCCAUAAGUCUUCUUCAGGGUUGCAGAGCAGAAGAAGGCCUGAUGAGACUCAAGGGCCCAGAGAAUAUGCACAGGGAGAGUCUUCAGUCCCCUGGCUCCACACUGUGAUACCUCUCGGAAUCCUUUGUUUCAUUCUGCUGGUGACAGUUGCAGUGUUGGGGACAUUCAUUUUUCAGUGUAGACAAGAAAAACAUGAACUACAGAAAAAUCUAACCAACAUCAAUCAAACAUACAGUGUCAUGCAAAAUAACAGAGGCUUAAAUGAAAUGUUGAGAAAUAAUACUACAGAGUGUGAUGACUUCAAAUAUCAGGAAGAACAAAUCUCAGGAAGAAUAAAUCUCAACAGAGAACAGAACAGAUUCUGUAGGGAAACUAAGGUUGAUAUAGAUUGCAAAGAGCACACAGGCAAGCGUGUUGAAGCACAGUGGUUCUGCUGUGGCAUAAAAUGUUAUUAUUUCAUCAUGGACAAUAAACACUGGAAUGGGUGUAAACAGACCUGUGAGGAUUGCAGCUUAUCCCUUUUGAAGAUACAUGACUAUGAUGAACUGAAAUUUCUAAAGCCCCGACUUACUACAAACAGUUACUGGAUUGGAUUGUCAUAUAAUAAAAGCAAAAGGAAAUGGCAAUGGGUUGGUGGUGGCCCAUCUAAACUGUGA
Molecule: messenger RNA, 693 nt
Organism: Cricetulus griseus (Chinese hamster)
Lineage: Eukaryota; Metazoa; Chordata; Mammalia; Rodentia; Cricetidae
Source: RefSeq, a predicted model, not a curated record